Messenger RNA from Myiozetetes cayanensis, 2955 nucleotides. RefSeq names its product protein spinster homolog 3-like. Gene Ontology annotation, cellular component: membrane. The transcript has 12 exons. The coding region runs from base 675 to 2264 and encodes 529 amino acids. Lineage: Eukaryota; Metazoa; Chordata; Aves; Passeriformes; Tyrannidae. Gene Ontology annotation, molecular function: transmembrane transporter activity. Gene Ontology annotation, biological process: transmembrane transport. The record is from RefSeq and is a predicted model, not a curated record.
UGUUUCCAGACACAAGCUGACUGACAUAGAGCUCCCUUGAGCAGGAGUGGGGAGAGAUGCCCAUGAUCUGUGUCUAAAAAGUUGAGAGCUAAGAUGUUAAAAAAAAAUUCCUCUUGAAAUAAAAUUAGUAUCGACUUAGCCAUGAUUAAAUUAAAGUUGCCUUCUGGUUGAUGAAGAACUAGAUCUUCACAAACUGAAGACAGGAUGAAAUAUUGCACUGUGAAACUCACAGAAGCAAAGGGGUCUGGGUUUUACAAAAUGGCCAAGAAUACUAAGUGCUAUUUUGCUUUUCAGUUUAGUCUGAAGUGUGAAAUACACAGUUCUUAAAAAAGCCCCAACCACAGAGGCUUGUCUUCAUGCCUGAGUCAUGAACCAUAAGCACUACUCAUUCCAAUUAGCUGCCUCACUCUUAAACUCUUAGGUUUACUGUUAAUUUUCACUUUAAACUUUUUUAACAGGGUGCAAAAAAUAAAUUACCUUCUGAAGUUGGUAAUCCACAAAAUGGCUCAGAAGACCUGUGACUGAACACUUUAAUAAAUGUGAGUGGCCAGAAGAAAAGCAGCAAAUGAAGGGCACUGCUCUUCAGCACUUCUGCAAAAGCACAGCCCUGCAGCUCCUUUCUGGGUAAGUUCUUCUGCUGCAGGAACAUUUCAUGUCGCUUCUCAGGGCCGGAAAUGACCGGAGUGAUCGAAGUUCCUCAAAGCCCAGCCCAAAACUGGUGUGUGGCUUGGUGCACUGGGGGAAACACUUCAUCAUCCCUGCAGGGUGAGGGGGACAUGCAGCCCCCCUGUGCUCAUGAGGACACAGGCUUGCAGCUGCAGCCACUGCUGGAGGGCCAGAACCACGGAGCUGCUGCAGCAGAUGGGGCACCGUGUCCAGCUGUGCCUGUGCCACGGAACAGCCCAGCAAAGAGGGUACUGGUCAUGCUGUGCUUUGGGAAUUUAUUAAAUUCCACGGAUUGGUUCCUUGUGCCAGGGAUCCUCUUGGAUAUACAGAAAUACUUUGGGCUCAGCGAUGAGAAGAUAGGUCUGCUGCAAACAGUGUUCACUGUGUGUUACAUGCUGGCUGCCCCCAUCUUUGGGUACCUCGGAGACCGCUACAACAGGAAAAUCCUCCUGGGAGCUGGGAUUCUCCUCUGGUCUGGAGUCACCCUGGGCAGCUCCUUCAUCACUGAGUCGUAUUACUGGAUAUUUGUUCUCUCACGAGGACUGGUUGGCAUUGGCACGGCCAGUUACUCCACCAUAGCACCCACCAUCAUUGCAGACCUGUUUGAGGAAGGAAAAAGGACCACAGUGUUAUCUCUCUUCUAUAUCUUCAUUCCAGUGGGAAGUGGCUGUGGUUACGUGCUGGCAGCUGGCAUGGCAAGGAGCACAGGGGACUGGCACUGGGCAUUCAGGAUAACUCCUUGCAUGGGAGGUCUAGCACUGGUCCUUCUGCUUCUCCUGGUCCCUCACAGGACCCAGAGAAGGACACCAAGAUACAGAGCACUGAGCAUCUCCGGCACAACACAAGGAGCAGAUGAGACACCAGAUGAACACACAACUGCCAAGACCACUUGGUGUCAAGAUGUUGGAUCCCUUGCCAAGAACUGCAGUUUUGUCUGGUCCUCACUGGGUGUGGCAGCCAUGACCUUUGUCACUGGAGCCCUGGGAAUGUGGGUACCACUGUUCCUGUACAGGGCACAGCUCGUCCAGGGCACUGUCCCCCCCUGCCUCCAGGAACCGUGCAAUUCAUCCAGCAGCCUGAUCUUCGGAGCCAUCACCAUCGGGACAGGAGUCCUGGGUAUCAUUGCUGGGGCAAGGGUCACCAGAAGGUUAAGGAAGAUCUACAGUAAAGCUGAUCCUCUGAUCUGUGCCACCAGCAUGUUCAUCUCUGCCCUGUGCCUCUACACGGCUCUCGUGGUGGCCCAGACCAACAUCCUUUCCACCUUUAUUUUUAUUGCCCUUGGAGAGCUGUUUUUGUUUGUGAUCUGGGCUGUUGUGACAGACAUGCUGCUGUGCGUGGUGAGCCCGAGGUGCCGCUCCACGGCCAUCGCCCUGCAGAUCCUGCUGAGCCACCUGCUGGGGGAUGCAGGGAGCCCGUUCCUCAUCGGGGCUGUCUCCAACGCCCUGCAGGCCCGGGGGGCUCCAACCUUCCAGAGCAGCUUCCGGAGCAUCCAGAGCAGCUUUGCCAUCUGUGCCUUCGUGGGGGCCUUUGGAGGAGCCUUUUUCCUCCUGACAGCUCUGUCCUUCGAGGGAGAUCGGAGAGAAGCUGAAAGGCCCUGAGGUGUCUGUGUGUCUGUACAACUUCUACCCGUUGGAGCUGGUGGCUCUGCCGUGUGGGCACCAGCCAUGGUAUUUAUGGGAUCUGAACCCCCAGAUCUGCAUUGUGCUAAUGCCACAUUAGUGUCUAUAAAAAGAUAAAGUCUCAGAUUAAACCGACCUCCCAUGUUGAGCAAAAGAGACCCCAGAGCUCACAGGGCCCAGGGAGGUGCUGGUAGUGACAGCUGCAAAGUGCUGCAGUGCCUGGAGGAAAUGACACCCUUUGCUGUAGGGCAGCAGUGCAGGCUGCACGGAACAGGAGGUUCUGCUGCUGCUCUGCUCUGUCUCAGCCCUGCAGAACCAGCCCUGGCUCUCUGCAGCACUUCUCCCUCUUCCCUGGGAAGUUCAUGUUCAAAGUGUAAAGGACCCAAAGUAAACCUGUAGAAUUGGACAGGACACAUCCUCAGUCCCCUGGGUCCUUACAGCCUCCUUCUGCUCUGACUUGGUUUUCCAGCUACCAGCAAAGUCUCUCAGAGGAAGAUGAACUCUGGGGCGAGAUUUGCACAGAAGAAAAGCCCAUCCUCCCCUUUUUCUUUCCUUUUUGCUUCAUGAGAUACAGCUGGAGAAAAGGCCAAAUCACAAUUCCUCCAUAUGGCAGAAAAUCCUGCACGCUGACUUUUUUGGGAUGCUUUUGACUGUGAGUCAAAAAUUGCUC